Molecule: messenger RNA, 577 nt
Organism: Paramecium primaurelia
Lineage: Eukaryota; Ciliophora; Oligohymenophorea; Peniculida; Parameciidae
Source: the annotation of a GenBank genome assembly
AUGCAAGCUCAACAAUCAUCCUCAUCAUAAAUCAUCCAAUACACAAUGUCUAAAAUUGAAAAAAGCUUCUUGGAAAUAGGGUAUCAAAUAGAAGUAAUUUUCAUUUUCUAUUAUUUUCUAGUCUUCUUUCGCUGAGAUUGAUAAAUUUAUUGACUCUAUUUUUCUUAUUCCCUUUAAAUACGUGACUCAUAAAAUUGAAUCUAAACUUGAAUUACCUAAAUUUCCUGAAUUUUCAAUCUCAGAAUUUGAUUCCGCAUAACAAAUUCUUGAGAGUUUGAAACCUUUGGUUAAUAAGAUAAUCAAAAAUAGAAUCGAAAUUAAAGAGUAAAAUAAUAUUUAGUAUUUUGGGAUAAUAAAUUCGAAAAAUACUCAUCAUAUGAGAUAUUAUAUAAAUGAAAUAUAAAAGAAACUAUAUUUUAUAGUAAAAAAUUAAAUAAGUUAUCUUCUAAAUUAAAGGAAACUUGUAUUUUUCUAAUUUCUGCCUCGUUAUCUAAUCAUUUUGUAAUAUUAGGCUAAAGAAAUCUAUGAUUUAUAAUAAAACUCAUUUAUUAAAUUGCUAAAUGAGUUUACUAGAUGA